GGUAGGCAUUUUGUCCCUAACCCCGUUUUUAUUCUCUCUCUCUCUCUCUCUCUCUCUCUCUCUCUCCGCGUCUUCCUCCUCAAGCUCAAGAAUUUCCUCUCCCAAUCAAAUUCCACUCAGAAAACUACACAAAGCUCCAAAACUUCUCAGCGUUUCCAGCUCUUAGCCCUCUCGAUCUGCUUUCAGUUCUCCCUCAAUGUCUUUGCUGAGCUGGAAAUGAGGUGACGGAAAUGGUGAAAAAGGAAAGUGUAGAAUGAGCGAAGCUGAGGUAUCCACAAUGGGGCAGGAACAACAGCCUGUGCCACUCGGGACUUUGAUUGGUCGCCAGUUGAGAAACGAGAAGGUGGAGAAGCCCACGCUGAAAUACGGGCAAGCUGCUCUGGCCAAGAAAGGAGAGGACUACUUUUUGAUCAAGCCGGAAUUUCACAGAGUUCCGGGUAACCCGUCCACGUCCUUUUCAGUUUUUGCGAUUUUUGAUGGACAUAAUGGUAUAUCAGCUGCUAUCUUUGCUAAGGAGAAUCUGCUGAACAAUGUUCUUAGUGCUAUUCCUGAUCAGUCACUUGGUAGAGAAGAGUGGCUUCAAGCCCUUCCGAGAGCGUUAGUAGCAGGGUUUGUGAAAACCGACAUUGAGUUUCAGCAGCGAGGUGAAACUUCUGGAACAACAGUUACAUUUGUUGUGAUUGAUGGCUGGACUGUGACGGUUGCAUCUGUUGGAGAUUCUCGGUGCAUAUUGGACGCACAAGGUGGGGUUGUCUCACUCUUGACAGUCGACCAUCGGCUGGAAGAGAAUGUUGAGGAACGUGAGCGUGUAACUGCUAGUGGUGGGGAAGUAGGGAGGCUCAAUCUUUGUGGAGGAAGCGAGGUUGGUCCACUACGUUGCUGGCCUGGUGGAUUAUGUCUUUCUAGGUCCAUUGGUGAUACUGACGUUGGCGAGUAUAUUGUCCCGGUUCCUCAUGUGAAGCAAGUCAAGCUUUCAAAUGCUGGAGGAAGGCUCAUAAUAGCCUCCGAUGGUAUAUGGGAUGCUUUGUCAUCAGAUAUGGCCGCUCAAUCUUGCCGGGGGUUACCUGCUGAUCUUGCUGCAAAGUUGGUUGUCAAGGAGGCUCUUAGGUCACGAGGUUUGAAGGAUGAUACGACCUGCUUGGUUGUUGAUAUUAUUCCUUAUGAGCAUCUUGUUUUGCCCCCAACGCCCAAAAAGAAGCAAAACUUGUUGAGUUCACUUAUCUUUGGGAAAAGGUAUCGCAACUCUUCCAAAGGAACUAAUAGGCUAUCUGCAGUUGGAGUUGUGGAGGAAUUAUUUGAGGAGGGUUCUGCAAUGCUUGCUGAGAGGCUGGGUAAGGAGUUCCCUCUAGACUCAAAUUGUGGGCUAUUUAGAUGUGCAAUCUGCCAAGUGAAUCAGCCGGCUGGGGAGGGUUUAUCGGUGAACUCAGGCCUGUUUUUCUCACCUGCAUCAAAGCCGUGGGAAGGUCCUUUCCUCUGCGCAAAUUGUCGUAGGAAGAAAGAUGCUAUGGAAGGGAAAAACCCAACUAGACUGCAUAAUCUAGUAAACUAGAUAGUAAAUAUAUGUAUACUUGUUUUAUGUGUGUGAGCGCGCUUGAUUUUCGUCUCUGUAGUGAUAUUGAUAGGUGUGUGUGUGAAGUAAUUUAGUUUAGGGAGUAAUAUUUUUUGUUGUGGUGUUUCGUAUCUGUAUCAAACCCCCCAAAACAUGCUACUAAUAUAUUAGCAUCACAGGUUGAGUAUUGUAAUUAAAGGAUGAUUCAUGUAUAUUUCACCACUCUCUCUCUCUCUAACCUAUGGAUUUUAUUGAUCGCU
Molecule: messenger RNA, 1809 nt
Organism: Salvia miltiorrhiza (redroot sage)
Lineage: Eukaryota; Viridiplantae; Streptophyta; Magnoliopsida; Lamiales; Lamiaceae
Product: probable protein phosphatase 2C 5
Exons: 8
Coding region: 254-1549 (431 amino acids)
Biological process (GO): protein dephosphorylation
Molecular function (GO): protein serine/threonine phosphatase activity
Source: RefSeq, a predicted model, not a curated record